Messenger RNA from Drosophila erecta, 2975 nucleotides. RefSeq lists its product as uncharacterized. The transcript has 3 exons. Bases 310 to 2451 code for a protein of 713 amino acids. The record is from RefSeq and is a predicted model, not a curated record. Lineage: Eukaryota; Metazoa; Arthropoda; Insecta; Diptera; Drosophilidae.
GCUUUAUAGUCGGAGUUAUCUCAGUGGACCGCACAGUUCCCAGAAACUUACGAGCACUCAGUGGUUGAGUAGUAAUAGAUAGCCCCCAGCAUUGCUGACUAUUGAAAGCUAUCGUCAGUUGUGUGUAAAAUUCGGAGCGUGGCGGACAUAUGGGCCCGAUUUCUAUUAAAUAGCGGAAAUGGUGUGGAUAACGCCGGGUCAAGAAUAAAUGAAACGGAAGAUACUAGAAGAAUAUAAUUUUUUGUAAUAACAAAAUCGAUUUACAUAUGUUAAUGGAAAUGUUAGUUUGCGAUUAGAGUCAAUUCUAACAUGACGAAUAUUAAAUAUGAACUUCUUCCAAGUGAGGAGCGAGAACAAGGCGAAAAGAAACCUUCAAAUUGGAUAGUGAAGAUAUUCUUUCUAAGCUUGGUGAUUUUUACCUUGGCAAUUUAUACCUUGAGCUGCACUGAUAGUCCGCUGAAGAGCAGUGCAGCUCUUUUUUCCCCUUGGAGGCCCAUGCGACUCUCUGUGGGGUCAAGUUGGACCAACAAUCUGGGUAAUUCUUCGAGGCUUUUGGAUGUAAUAUAUACAACUGAAACAACUAGUCUGAGUAGGAUGAAACAGACGGAGACUACCGAAGAAACCCAUACUGAGAGCUCCACAGAGGAUAAAACCGAGAUAAGUACCAUCGCCCACACGGAUAAAGCAAUUGAAAGUAGCAUAUCACAACAUUAUGCAUUAGAAGAAUCUGGAAGAAAAUACUUCGUCAAUAGCCCGAAGUGCAAAAUGAGCCACCCAAAUCCCUUCGCCAGAAACAUCCAGCACAUCUACAAGAAACAUUCCUAUAUAGUGUGUGAUAAAAGUCGCGACAUGAUCACAGUGAUCUUUAAUGAAUCAGACAGCACCUACAGGCUGCACAAGAACGAAAACUCCACAUGCUGCUUCAAGCAGAUCCUACGAGCAGGAUCUUCAGCCAACGCGGACAAUCAGUACAAGCUGCGUCCUUGCGUUGAAUUUCAGCAGGACCACUUGGUGCCAAAUGAAGUGACUGCCAUGCUCACCUAUUGCCGCCGGCCUCCAUUCGAUAAGGUGUCGCAAAUGGAUGCCUUUAGUUUUGUGCAUCCGCGGAAGGAUCAGAUAAAUAAUCGUACAUCACUGCAUAAACGGAGGCCCAGUGUUUUGCUGUGGGGCAUUGAUUCCAUUUCACGAAUGACUCUUGAGCUAACGAUGCCCCGGAUGUACGAGUACUUGAACAAUCAACAUUGGUUCGAGCUUCAGGGAUACAAUAAGAUGGGUGACAACACGUUUCCGAAUCUGAUGGCGAUUCUCACGGGAUUCAACAAAACCUAUGCGAACGCACGGUGCCAUCCUGAUAAGGUGCGUGGACUGGAUGCCUGUCCAUUUAUUUGGAAGGACUUCAAGGACAAAGGAUACACAACUGCCUACGCCGAGGACUGGAGCAAGUUCUCCACAUUUGACUACUCAAGCAGCGGUUUUUUCAAUCCUCCGACGGACGUGUACGGCAGACCACUGGUGUUGGCCGUGGAGAACGAGCUAAGGAUAACGCAGCAAGGUCAAAUGCCCUACUGCUUGGGGCGCAAGCCGGCUUCCGAGUACAUCUACGACCUGGGCGUCCAGUUCACCAUGGUCAAUCGGAACAGCACCUUCUUUGGCAUGUUCUGGACCAACACAUUCAGCCACAAUGACUUCUCUAUGCCCUCCGUCAUGGAUGAGAGGAUGGUGAAGUAUAUGCGGACGUUGGACAAAAACGGCAUAAUGGAUAACACCAUCAUCAUCUUCUUCAGCGAUCAUGGAACCAGAUUUGGACCAUUGAGGAAAUUGGAUAGCGGUUUCGUGGACGAACGGUUGCCCUUCAUAUAUAUCCGUGUUCCGCGUUGGAUUCGUGAGAAGUACCCAAAGCUCCUGCGCAACCUGCAGGUAAACAGAAAUCGCCUCACAUCGCCGUACGAUAUCCAUGCGAGCCUGAGACACAUCCUGGAGUUGGACACUCCGAAGGAUAGGCUUCCUCGCCCUGAGGGCUGCUCCACCUGCCACAGCGUUUUCGAGGAGGUGGACUGGUCCAGAAAUUGCUCCCAGGCCGGGAUCGAGGAGCACUGGUGCACGUGUGACACCUUUUCCGAAGUGGCCACAACAGAUCCCAGUGCCAGGAGCAUGUCCACUCAGCUGGUGGAGUCCAUCAACAAAUAUGUAGCCAGCAAAAAAGGAGCGGAACGAUGCCGUCUGUUGAAACUGAACCGGAUAUCCUCAGUCCAGAGAAGAGGGAACUCUAGUAGGUACCUUAUCCAGUUGAGUGUCAUGCCGGGUGACGCCCUCUUCGAGGCCACCGUGGAAUGGGAUGCCAGUGCCCAAAGGAUUCCCGUUCAGAUGCCCAGCAUCAGUCGGUUGAACACUUACGCCAAAAUGUCGAAAUGCUCGUCGGUUAAGGAGAUCAAAAAGUACUGCAUCUGCUGAAUUCCAGCUCUAAACUCUGGACAACCGCAAGACCGCACAAAAAAGGACUCGCUACUGUAAUCUGUCGGAUCUCGGAGCCUUUGUCCUCCGGAGGUAUGAAAUCUUAUCACUGGGGUGGAUCUGUGGCCGGAUCGUUAGUUGCUAGCAUCUAUUUUAGCAAACGUAAUUGCAGCUUGGCAAAUUGUGCGAAUGGAAAAUUAGUUGACAAUUCCAUGACAAUUGACAGAUACUCGGGUAAUUGUCCAGUGAUUAGAAAAAGAUACUGGCUCUAAUGAACCUAAAUCUUUGUAAGUAUUUUUUGAGCUAGUUGUAACAGCCGCUUAAACAAUAUAUGCUAUAUCUACUACCCUAAUUAUUACUGCUUAUUAUUACUACUACAUCUGUUAUUAAGACUACAUUGAGGAUGGAAACCGGCUCAACAUUACUCACAUAUAUGAAUCUCAUUGACCUUCCACAUUUAAUUUAUUUUGUACAUAAUUGCAGACAAAAAAUACGUCUAACAUUUCCGCGGUGCUAUAUAUAAA